GUCAUGUGCUCGGAAAGGAAACGUGUGAACAUGUCCGAUCAGUGUUAAGUUGGAAAACAUUACUCUUUAUGAAAACAGUCAACUCUGUACGUUACUUAUUUCCGAUAAAAGGGUAAAUAGAGUGUCCGACCUGCAGUGAUCUGGUCAAAUCUGGAGCAAACCAUGAAGCGAAAAGGCCAAAACAGGGGAGCGUCGUCGUCCGGGCAACCGUCGGCUGACUAUGUGGUGGGUCAGGUGUCGGGAAGUUUAUUCCAGCAGAACUCUGCAGCCUCCGGAUCUCUGUCAGGUUUAUUCAGCAGCGCCGCUCCAGCUGCUCCGGUGCUGUUCCAGCCUGCUCCCAAGGUCGUUCCAAAGAGUGUAGAAACAUCCAAGCAGCAGAAGGAAGGUCCGGGGGUCAGAGAUGGAGCCGGUCAGCAGAAGAAGAAGAAAAAGCCGCUCAAAGAGAGAUCAGAAGCGGACCUGAAGCUGGAGAACAGGGAAAGCGGUUUACAGACGGCUGACGAUGACGAGCGAGGGCAGAACGUGUCGGGGAAGAAGAAGAGGAAGGCGUCAGAGUUGGGGAAAGAGCGCGAUGCCGAGCACUGGGUGCUGAAGCGGCAGAGGCUGAGGGCCAGUAAAGUGGAGGAGGCCUCGAAGACAAAGAGGACUGUGUUCGUGGGAAACCUGCCCAUCAGCUGCAACAAGAAGACUCUGCGGACCAUCUUCAGGGAUAAAGGAGCCAUUGAAUCCAUCCGCUUCCGCUCUGUGAUCAGAGAGGAUCCCGCCAUGUCUCGAAAAGUAGCAGCUAUUACACGCAAAAGUCACCCCCAGAGGCAAAGUAUCAACGCAUAUGUGGUGUUUAAAGAGGAAGAGGGAGUCACCAAAGCUCUGGAGAGGAACGGCCUGGAGGUCGAGAAGGACUUCCUCAUCCGAGUGGACAGAGUGACCGACAGCUCAUCGCACGAUCACAAGCGCUCGGUGUUCGUGGGGAAUCUGUCCUUCGAAAUAAACGACCUGGCUUUCCGGAGACACUUCGAGGCCUGCGGAGCGGUGGAGGCCGUGCGGCUGGUGCGAGACCCGACCUCCGGGCUGGGGAAGGGAUUCGGCUACAUCCUGUUUGAAAACGCUGACUCGGUGCAGCUGGCGCUGGAGAUGGACGGGUCACAGCUGGAAGGGCGGGCCGUCCGCGUGAAGAGGUCGGUAAAGAAGGAGAAGCAGAAGAGUAAGCCAGAAGGCAAAGGACCCCCAAAUAAAGCGUCUAAGAAGCUGGCGAAGGGCCCGGGAGGGGAGCGGGGGGCCGGCCGGGGAGGAGGGUUCAAACCCCCCAAGAAGUUCGCCGGAAAUCGCCAGAAGGCAAAAGGCAAAAGUUCCUCCUCGUUUAAAGGAGAGAUGGUGGAUCCCAGCAAAAAGACAAAAAAGAAAGGUCUGAAGAAGAAAUUCAAGCCAAGGAAGAGGGAUCUCAAAUGAACUCUGAGGACAUAUUCAUCGUUUUGACCAGAACAAACUGGUAUUUCUGGUUCUUCUGACCGAAAGUCUGCAAAAACCCUGAGCUCUGAACGCACCGUUGUCAUGGCAACGCUGUUCAUCAGCGUUGCUUCAGAUCUCUUGUUCAGCCUCAACCCGUCUGUGUUCAGGUAGUUCACCCGGCUAAAGUGAUACAUCUGCUGUUCUGGAGAACAUUACACAAAUACAUUUCUUUUUAUUGAAA
This is a messenger RNA of Cololabis saira (Pacific saury), 1687 nucleotides long. It is a transcript of the gene rbm34, whose product is annotated as RNA binding motif protein 34. Gene Ontology annotation, molecular function: RNA binding. The record is from RefSeq and is a predicted model, not a curated record. Bases 163 to 1446 code for a protein of 427 amino acids. NCBI's taxonomy places the organism in Eukaryota, Metazoa, Chordata, Actinopteri, Beloniformes, Belonidae. The transcript is spliced from 11 exons.